UGUCUAAAUAAUUAAGUAGGCGCCAAAGUAGCUAGUUUUUAUGCGUCACACGACUCUCACUUGGGCAAAUGUUGUGUGAGUGAGUGAAUUGCAUGGCGAAAAAUAGCAAAGUGUCAUGUGUGCAUCGCAUGUGUUAGAGCCGAAUAAAAGUCUCUCAAGUGACAAGCUACCAAAUUGUGUUGGGGAACCGAACACGAACAUUAAAAAAAACACAAAACGUCCAAAAAAAGAAUCAACAACAAUUCCACUGCAAUGCAUUUUUGUACUGAGUGGUCGCAAUAAACUCGACAUCGAUUUUGUAAAUAUACAUUUUUAGCUGCAUCGUUAAAAAUACCAUAUUUUUUUUCACUUGUGAUAACGGCCAACACAAUCCAGUUGGCUGUGUGUACCGAUUGUGGCAUAAACAUUUUGAUCGGAAAUUGAUUGGAAAAUUGUUGUAAACAAAAAUGGGUCGAAAAGUAACAGUUGCCGUUUCAACGCUCAAUCAAUGGGCUCUGGAUUUUGAUGGGAACCAUUCACGUAUACUACAAUCAAUCAUCGAAGCGCGUGAGAUGGGCGCAACAUAUCGGACUGGACCCGAAUUAGAAAUUACCGGUUAUUCAUGCGAAGACCAUUUUCUCGAGCCCGAUACAUUUCUGCAUUCAUGGGAAGUUCUGCUACAAUUACUACUCUCACCGUUAUGUCAGAAUAUGUUGAUUGACGUCGGUAUGCCGAUACAGCAUCGUAAUGUGUCAUACAAUUGCCGGGUUCUUUUUCUCAACAAGAAAAUCAUUUUUAUUCGACCGAAAUUGUCGAAUUGUGACGAUGGAAACUAUCGUGAAACAAGAUGGUUUACACCCUGGGCUAAGCGUUUUCAAUUGGAAGAGUUCUACUUGCCUCGCAUGAUUGCACGAAAAAUAGACCAAGAAACUUGUCCAAUUGGUGAUGCAUUAGUCGCAACUCGUGAUACAUGUUUGGGACAUGAAGUGUGCGAAGAAUUAUGGAAUGUAAAAAGUACACACAUUGAAAUGUCCUUAGCUGGUGCUGAAAUCAUUGUAAAUCCUUCCGGAAGCUAUAUGCAAUUGCGAAAAGCGUAUGUGGUAACUGAUCUUGUAAAAAUGGCCAGUUCAAAAGCGGGCGGUGCAUAUUUAUACAGUAAUUUACGUGGUUGUGAUGGUCAACGUAUGCUAUUCAAUGGUUGUUCGGCAGUCGCUUUGAAUGGCGAUAUAAUAGCGCGCGGAAAGCAAUUCUCGUUGCAAGAUGUGGAAGUGACUUGCGCAACGUUUGAUUUGGAAGAUAUACGUGCAUACCGAAUUGCGAUACGUUCGCGAUGCCAAUCAGCCGCGUCAGCAGUGAAUUAUCCACGAGUCAAUAUUGAUUUCGAGUUAACAAAACCUUAUGAUUUACUUACGUCGACGAGCGCACCUAUGGAUUGGAUCUAUCACACUCCCGAAGAGGAAAUAGCCUACGGGCCUGGAGCUUGGCUUUGGGAUUAUCUGCGUCGCAGCGGACAGGGUGGAUUUUUCUUGCCGUUGAGCGGUGGCGUUGAUUCGAGUUCAACGGCAACAAUUGUACAUGCCAUGUGCCGAAUGAUUGUGAGCUCGAUUCAAGGCGGCGAUAUACAAGUACUUGACGAUGUACGGAAAAUUCUUAACGAUCCACAAUUUGUGCCGGAAAAUGCAGCCGCCUUGUGCAAUCGAUUGUUGGUGACAUGUUACAUGGGCGGCCAAAAUUCAAGUGAAAAAACACGCAAAUUUGCAUCCACACUGGCAAGCCAGUUGGGAAGCUAUCACUUGGAAAUAAACAUUGAUUCGGCCAUCAGUGCCUUAUUGAGUAUAUUCCAACUUACUACAGGAACAUCGCCAAAGUUUCGUAGGCAUGGUGGAUGUGCCAGACAAAACUUGGCACUGCAGAAUAUCCAAGCUCGAAUUCGAAUGGUUUUAGCGUAUUUGUUUGCACAACUUAUGCUAUGGGUGCGAAAUCGUCCCGGUGGAUUGUUGGUCUUGGGAUCAGCCAAUGUUGAUGAAUCGCUGCGAGGUUAUAUGACCAAAUAUGACUGUUCAAGUGCAGAUAUCAAUCCGAUUGGUGGCAUCUCCAAGACGGAUUUAAAAUCAUUUUUGAAUUUUGCCAAAACGAAAUUUGAUAUACCAAUUAUUACCGAAAUCAUUGAUCAGCCACCAACUGCUGAACUGGAACCCCUUGAAGAUGGCCAAAUCAGUCAAACGGACGAACAAGACAUGGGAAUGACCUAUGUUGAAUUGAGCCAAUUCGGAAGAUUACGGAAGCAACAGUAUUGCGGUCCGUACAGUAUGUUCUGUCGUUUAGUGUCAACUUGGGGAAGCCACUGUACACCCAAGGAGGUGGCCGAUAAGGUCAAACACUUCUUCCGUUGCUACGCCAUCAACCGACAUAAAAUGACCGUUCUCACUCCAUCAGUGCAUGCAGAGUCAUACAGUCCCGAUGACAAUAGAUUUGAUCAUCGGCCAUUUCUCUAUCGAGCCAAUUGGUCAUGGCAAUUCAAAGCGAUCGAUGAAGAGUUGAAAAAGUUGUCGAUUCAAAAGACCAGUAAAAAAGAUGCAUCACGAGAUGAACAGGACAAUUCGAUACCGCGACGUCAUUCGCAGAAGGAGAUCAAAUCUUCAUUGUCAACACUGUCAUUCAGUGGACACGAUGCAUUUGGCGGUGAAAAACGACACUCACUUCGAUCCAAUAGUUCGGUUAUGGGAAAAAUAAAAGACAGGACUGGCAUUCCCGUGUAAAUGUUCACAAAAUAUUCCAGUAUAAAAGCAAUGUUCAAUUAGACUGUUAGUUCAUUUAGAUGAAUUUCAUAACUUAUGAUUCUAGAAGCUUUAAUUUCUUUAGGGAACAAUAAAUUUAAAGAAAAAAAAACACAAAAAAUUGACUUAAAUCUUUUUGAGAUUGCCAACGGAAUUUAGUAGUGAAUUAUACAAUCAUAUCAUUCUUCGAAAUUAUAGUUGCCUCAUCAAAAUUCUAUAUUCUAAAAAACAUCGAUUCUAAAUUAGCCUUCAAAACAACAAUUUGUAGCACAAACGGCACUUGGCCCAACUGAUAAUAAAACUUUUUUUAGAGACAACUUAUUAGAACCAAACACUAAGUAGAUAUUUCUCUUUCAAAUGUACAGAACGUAUACAGCAUGAAUAAAUCUUUAGAAAACAAAAGCCAA
Molecule: messenger RNA, 3163 nt
Organism: Contarinia nasturtii (swede midge)
Lineage: Eukaryota; Metazoa; Arthropoda; Insecta; Diptera; Cecidomyiidae
Gene: Nadsyn
Product: glutamine-dependent NAD(+) synthetase
Exons: 9
Coding region: 447-2738 (763 amino acids)
Biological process (GO): NAD+ biosynthetic process
Cellular component (GO): cytoplasm
Molecular function (GO): NAD+ synthase (glutamine-hydrolyzing) activity; glutaminase activity; ATP binding
Source: RefSeq, a predicted model, not a curated record